AUGCCAGCUACCGCAACGAAAGCGCCGCCCGGACCAGCCGGCGAAACGGCCAAAAAGAGCGUCGACACCGGCAAAGUCGCCGAAGAAGGCGUCAACGGCGCUAGCAAGAAAACCAGGAGGAGCUGGAGGAAAAUGCUCCUCGCUGCAAUCAAGAAGUCACAGACUCCUGUCCAGCGUAUUACUGCUCUCCGGAGGCAGCGACUCGUGACUGGCAUGUAUGUGCAUGGAUGGGGCUCAUUGAACCGUCAUAGCAGCACAGUGGGCGCCCGCCCUGCAGCUCGCUGGGUCGGGGUUCCUGACCCGCUUCCUUACUUUGCAGACCCACCGCCUGAGGCUGCUCGGGCUGUCCCUUUGCAGCGCACCACCUCCCACCCGGGCACCUCCCACCCGGGCACCUCUAUGCCACUGCCCUCGGAGCCUGCUUGA
Gaeumannomyces tritici R3-111a-1 is the source of this 426-nucleotide messenger RNA. RefSeq lists its product as hypothetical. The transcript has 4 exons. Lineage: Eukaryota; Fungi; Ascomycota; Sordariomycetes; Magnaporthales; Magnaporthaceae. The record is from RefSeq and is a predicted model, not a curated record. The coding region runs from base 1 to 426 and encodes 141 amino acids.